Messenger RNA from Ustilago hordei, 2244 nucleotides. RefSeq lists its product as uncharacterized. The coding region runs from base 1 to 2244 and encodes 747 amino acids. The transcript has a single exon. The record is from RefSeq and is a predicted model, not a curated record. Lineage: Eukaryota; Fungi; Basidiomycota; Ustilaginomycetes; Ustilaginales; Ustilaginaceae.
AUGGGUCAAUCAACAAGCACCUUCAUCAAGCACGAUGCUGCUUCCGUCACCAUCCCCAAUCAAGGUCACAUCAUCGGCCGAAUAGCUCAAGACACCUGCACCGCUCAACUCAAAUCUCAACGUUUCACCGGCAUACCCUUCGCCCAGCCCCCCAUCGGCUCUCUCCGCUGGAAGCGUCCCCUCCCACUCUCCCCUACCUUCCGCUACGACAGCAACAACACUGAAUACUCUUCCUUCGCCGCACAGUGCCCACAACCAACCAACUAUGCACUCACAAAUGGCAUUACUAUCCCCGACUGCCCCACUUUUGGCGAGAGCGAAGAUUGUCUCUACCUAAACAUUUGGUGUCCUGUUCAAACCGAUGGGUCUCGAUUGAACCGCAAGUUGCCAGUGUUGUUCUUCCUUCAUGGAGGAUGGUUGCAGAUUGGCAAUGCGCAUUUUUCGCCAGAAAAAGAUCCAAGUGAUCUUAUCCAUUCAGGUCGACUGGAAGCAGUCGUGGUUACAGCAGGAUAUAGGUUGAACCUAUUCGGAUUCUUCGCCCACGAAGCGUUGCGGAAAGAAGAUCCAGAUUGUCUUACAGGAAACUAUGGAUUUUGGGACCAAAGAGCAGCACUCGAAUGGAUUCACAACAAUAUAUCCCACUUCGGUGGUGACCCAGAUAACAUCACCGUCGGAGGCCUGUCAGCGGGUGCACACAGUACACAUUCCCAACUGAUGCACGAAUUCGAUCUAUCCACUCGCCAUCCGAGCUACAAGCCGAUCAUUAGCAGGGUUUUCUUGCAGUCCAAUUCGGCAAUCUGGCCUUCGAAACCCGUCGCAGAAACUUCAGGACAGCUGGACGAGCUAUGUUCACUUCUCAACAUCGACAUAAGCUUGAGUGCGGAGGACAAGAUAGCAAAGUUGAGAGAGGUGCAUGCUGGUACCCUUGCAAAGACGGUGGGGGGAAUGAAGAUGCAUACUUUUAGAGCGACUAGGGAUGGAGAGGAGCGGGCCUUUGUUAAGGCGGAUUGGACAAAGGCGAUGAUGGAUGGCAGGUUUGCCAAGUGGUGCGAGAAAGAAGGGCUCACCUUUUUGAUGGGGGAAUGUGAGGAUGAAGAGUGGGUGUAUAGGUAUAUUAAUACUCCAGCGGAUACCGAGGGGUUGGUGAGGCAGGUGAAUAAUUAUUACACGCUCCCAUUGGUGGAGAAGAUGCUGCCUUUGUAUGGGGUGGAGAUGUCGACAAGGUCCCCAAGCUCAGCGAAGGGGAGCAAGGAAGCAUCGCAAGGGCUGAAAGAAGAGGACAAGUCUUUGUACGACAUUCUUGGAGUGAAAGCCUCAGCAACCUCCACCAAGAUAAGGUCCGCUUACCUUGCACAAGUGCGUCUUUAUCAUCCAGACAAACUUCAGCAGCAACAACAGCAUCUCGACCCCACAGCAAUCGCAGACUCGCUCCCCCAAUCCGACCAAUUCAUCCGACAACUAAACCAUGCCUACAAAACCCUCAUCGACAACCAAACCCGUUCUUUCUACGAUGAGAAACUUGUAGCUUUACGAGCUGCUUCCUCUUCAUCCACCCAACCACGUAUCUCACAAACCAUAGACUUUGAAUCUUUCCAACCAACCGAACCGCAAGCUUUCGCGGGGCCAAUGACGUUCGACUACCCCUGUCGAUGCGGUUCAUCCUACUUCAUCUCGGAAGACCAGAUCCACGAUCGAAUCGAACUCAUCUCUUGCGAUGGGUGUUCUGACAAUAUUCGUGUCAGAUACGAUGACGACGAUAAUUCCCACCACUCGCCCUCUACAGCGGAUGAGAUUGCCGAGAUCUUUGGACACGUUUGUUCUGAUUCUCAGGUAUAUAUUGCUCAACGGAUCUUGAUUACGGAUCUAAUCAAAGGAGGCUUUCCGCCGGAGAGGAUCUUGAGGUAUCGGAUAGAGUAUCGAGCAAAGGUGAUUGAUGACGUUCUGCCCGGGUAUAGGGGGGUAAGUCAUUCGUUUGAUGAUUACCUUUGGUGGUUUUCCUCGCUUAAGAAGGAGGAGAAGGAGUUGGUGGGGGCUUGGUUAGAGCCCUAUAAGGCGUUUGUUAAGGGUGAAGAUGUUCAUGGAACGUGGUAUGGCGCAAGGAAAGCCGAAGCGGCUGCGAGAUUGAUUAGGGUGUUGGGUAGGGAUGGUGCGAUUGAGGUGAAGAGAGAUGAAAGGUGGGAUGAGAAGGAGGAGCUGGUCGAGGGGAUGCUUAGGAUUCGGAAGGAGCUGGCCGAGUCUCUUUGA